Molecule: messenger RNA, 855 nt
Organism: Paramecium primaurelia
Lineage: Eukaryota; Ciliophora; Oligohymenophorea; Peniculida; Parameciidae
Source: the annotation of a GenBank genome assembly
AUGCUACCAGACACAAACUAAUAACCUUAAUUAAUUGAAGAAUAUGGAGGAUUUCCAGGAUCUAAAUCAUUUUCUAUAUUAGGACUUUUGACAUUAGCUCUUGUUUAUGCUAAAAUGACUGUUCACUUUUAUGUCAAAUGGACAGUCAUCUUAAGUCCUAUGAUUUUCUUUUUUUCCUAUAAAUUCUUAAAGAGCAUUUACAAUAUUAGUCAGCAAUCUCGUAAAGAUAAGAAUUAAAGUCUUAAAUAGAGGAAAAUUAUUAUGUUAUGGAAUUUAUGCUAAUUAUUAAUUACAGCACCUUUGGCAGUGUCAACAUUUUAUUUGGGAGAUCUUAUUGAAAAAGCUAUUUAAUAAUAAGAUAUAGCUGAACCUUUAACACAUUUAUUUGCAUGUUUUGCAUUCACAUUAUUAGUAUAUUUACUAUAUUCAUUAAGUUAAUAAAAAGAAACAUCUUAAAAUUAAUCAGGUAAUAAAAGCAUUAUAUUGAACUUUUUACUUUCUAUGUUUGGUAAUUCAGUAAGUUUUUGUGCUGGAGGAGUUUGCAAUUCAUUUUAUAUAUCAACACUUUCAGCAUUUUUUUCUGCUUUUGGAAUUCCAAUUACUCAAUAUUUACAUUAUUUAAAUUAUCUUUGUAUUAUUCUAUUAGCUUUUUCUCUAUUAUCAUUAUAUUCAGUCAAAGAAUCAAUAUUUUAUGCUCCAUUUUUGAUAACCUUAAUUGGUUCAAGUUUAAUUGUUAAUGAAAUGUUUUUUUAUAAAUUGCCAUAUGCAAUUUGGAUUGGAAAUGGUAUGAUUAUUGGAUCAGCUUUUUGGAAUUCAAGAUUGAAUUAAUUUAGCUUCUUCAAAAGGAAGAAAUGA